CACUGAUCUUGCGGAGAAAGCUGAGGCCGGAGAAGUUGACAUGAAACUGGCGCUCGAGAUCGGCAUGGCGAUACAUUCUCGAGCCGGAAAGAGCGAAAGUGUGGAAGCAUGGUCGACGCUCGCCGGGUUUUUGAUGGAGUUUCUCAACAUACUGUGGUGCUCUGGAAUGGAUUGAUAUCGGGUUACGCGGAGAACGACGAAGCAGAUGAUCGAACUUUUGUUGCUGCUGUCAAGGCUUGCACGAGUCUGUCGUCGAGUGAACAAGGCCGAGAAGUUGGAGGGAGUUUCGUGAAAGUGGCAUCACUGGAGAAAGGCAUGGCUGUCCACUCUCGAGCUCAAGUUUGCAACGCCGACUCGACAACCUUCGUUCGUAACAGUGUGAUUGGUUUUUAUUUCAAGGCUGGGUGUUCUCUAGAUGCUGAAAGAGUGUUUUAUAGGCUGCAAAAUCCGGAUGCAGUGUCAUGGAACAACAUGAUACUGGGUUACGCUCAAAAUGGCGACGUUGAAGCAGCUCUCAACUUGUUCUCACAGAUGCAAGCUACGAAGUGCAAAGCCGACGCUCGAACUUACGUAGCUGUUUUAAAGGCUUGCAUCACUCUCGCAACAGACGAAGAGAGCACAGAAAUCAACGGGAAGCUGACCAAGAAGACGUCCUUGGAAAUUGGUUUCGCUGUUCAUUCUCAAGCUGCAAAGAGAGACUUCGACAGCGACAAUUUCGUGGGGAACAGCUUGUGUGCAAUGUACGCAAACUGUGGAAGCUUGGUGGACGCUGUCAUGGCUUUCGACAGAAUUUCUCGCCGCUGUGUGGUAUCCUGGACGACGCUGAUGGUCGGCUACGCUGAAAACGGCGAAGAAGGACUGGCUCUGGAGGUGCUCGAGUGGAUUUUGUCCGAGAAAUGCUGCACGCCGGACUCGCGAACUUACGCUGCUGCACUCAAGGCUUGCAGCAACCUUGCGAUGAACGAGUUAAACGAUCGAGCACUAGCGGUGAAAGUGAGAACACUGGAGACAGGGAUGGCUAUUCAUUCUCAGGCAGCGAAGUCCAACUUUGCUCGGGAUCUUUACGUGGAAAGUAGCUUGGUGGACAUGUACGCCAAGUGUGGAAGCUUGGUGGACGCUCGGAUGGUUUUCGAGCGCAUGCCAUGUCGUGAUGAAGUGCUGACAACGAUGAUGAUACAUGCGUAUGCUGAGAACGGGCAGGAGGAGGUGGCAAUCCAGCUUUUCCAGGAGACUAGAGCCCGAACGAGGUAUGGUUGUAUCAAUGCUUGGACUUUCUCUGCGGUACUAAAAGCUUGCAGUUGUGUUGCAGCCUUGGAGUUUGGGCGGGCUGUGCAUGCUGAAUUGCUCCAGUUUGGGCUGGAAGGUGACGCUGUUCUUGUCAACAGUCUGGUGGAUUUCUAUGCAGGAUACAGUCGUCAGGGAGACACCAGUUGUGUGAUCGACUUGUUUCAGCAAAUGCUACAGGAUCAGGACAUGAAACCGGGAGGUAUCACACUGCUUUCGGUUCUGACCAGUUGUAGUCACGCAGGAUUGUUUGAGAAGGGAAAGUCUUACUUCCGGGAAAUGCAAGAGACGCACAGAAUCAGUCCAGAUGUAGAGCACUACCAUGCAAUGAUCGACAUGUUUGGACGAGCCAACCAACUGGAAGAUGCUCUCCUUAUGGUGGAAGCAAUGCCAUUCAAAGCAGAGGUGAUUACUUGGACAACGCUACUGGCUGCAUGCGUCAAGUGGAAGAACGUAGGAGUCGGGAAGAAAGCGUUCCAGUCGCUGCUCAAGAUAGACGAGAAAAACUGCGCAUCCUACGUCCUUAUGGCAAACAAUCUUCUUUCCGGGAAGAUUAGAAAAUCCAGCGCCAGAGUUGAAAGCCAUUCUCAACAAAAUUGUAGUAGUCUCGUGAUCAUACUGGGCAGCUGCGCUCUUGUUAAGAAUGGCUUUCGAGCCUGCGCUUAUCCGCGAUACAAAAACGUUUUGCGAGAACUGCUAGCUAUGCGAGUCGGAGCUACACACUCGAAUGGCAUCCAACAACAUGGAAUGAGCGACGUCCGUCCGGCCUCUCUUGCACAGCAUCUCAACCAGAAGCUUGCAAGUCGCCGGAUCCGGAGCCAGUCGCCUGUCCAGCAUCUCAACGUAGUAUUUGACGGCCUCGUCCACCAGGGCCGCUUUGCAGCAGCCUCUCACCAGUGCCGAGUACACCACCGCGCAAGGUGGGCAUCUCUCUCGCAGUAUCUUCUCGAAAAACUCGGUCGCUGUUCUCACCUUUCCAUUCUCAAACAGUCCUUCCAGCAGCACCGUGUAUGUGGUCACGUCCGGAGGAAUUCCUUUCGCAACCAUGCUCCGGAUGACUUGCUGCGCGUCUUGCAAACUCCCGGCCUUGCAGUGCGCGUGAACGAGCGUGGUGUAAGUGACGACACUGGGAUUGCAUCCCUCUCGCAGCAUCUCCUCAAACACCCGACUGACUUCGCUGGUUCUUCCUUGCUUGCAGAGCCCGUCCAUGAGCGUGGUGUACGUGAACGUAUCGGCCCUCAAGUCCCGAGCUUUCAUCUGCUUCACGAGCUCAAACGCAUGCUCCAGCCGAUCGGCCUUGCACAACCCGCUGAUGAGAGCGUUGAAGGUGACAACGUUUGGCUCUGCGUGGUGAUCCCUGGAGCUCAACACUUUGAAGAGCUGCAGUGCCUCGCUGAGGUUCCCGGACUUGCAAAAGCCAUCGAUGAGCGUGGUGUAAGUCACGGCGUUUGGAACGCAUCCCAUCGAGACCAAAGUUUCCAGCAUCUCGUACGCUUCUCUCACUCGCCCGGCCUUGCAGAAGCCAUGGAUGAUCACGUUCCAGGCGACUAUGUCAGGUUUGGCCGAUUUCUUUUCCACCAUGUCGAGCAGGAGCUGAUAAGCCUCGUCCACUCUCUGUGCCUUGCAGAAGCCGCGGGCGACGCUGGUGAUGGCGAUCACGUCCGAGGAGCAGCAAGAGCUCUCCUCGAGAAGCUGGCGAGCUUGGUCCAGUCGAUCCAUCUUGCAGUAGCACUUGAUGAUCGCGGUGUAAGUGGUGGCCUCCGGGACGAGCGCAAAGUUCUUCUCCAUCUCGUGGAAGAGCUCCAGCGCUUUAUCCAGGAGCUGGAGCUCGCAAAAGCCAUUGAUGAGGAUGUUGAGCGUGAUGACGCUGGGAGAGCACUGGAUCCCGCGGAAGAUCGCCAUGGCUUGAUCCAUCGUGCCCGCUUGGCAGAGACUGGCGAGAAGGAGAUUGAUGUCUCUCAAGUUUGGAACGCAAUGCCUUUCUAGCA
Selaginella moellendorffii is the source of this 3272-nucleotide messenger RNA. RefSeq names its product pentatricopeptide repeat-containing protein At2g13600-like. Gene Ontology annotation, molecular function: RNA binding; protein binding. The transcript is spliced from 6 exons. The coding region runs from base 109 to 3270 and encodes 1053 amino acids. Gene Ontology annotation, biological process: RNA modification. The record is from RefSeq and is a predicted model, not a curated record. Lineage: Eukaryota; Viridiplantae; Streptophyta; Lycopodiopsida; Selaginellales; Selaginellaceae.